Mya arenaria is the source of this 1242-nucleotide messenger RNA. RefSeq names its product vasopressin V2 receptor-like. Gene Ontology annotation, cellular component: membrane. Gene Ontology annotation, molecular function: peptide binding; vasopressin receptor activity. Gene Ontology annotation, biological process: G protein-coupled receptor signaling pathway. NCBI's taxonomy places the organism in Eukaryota, Metazoa, Mollusca, Bivalvia, Myida, Myidae. The record is from RefSeq and is a predicted model, not a curated record.
AUGGCGCUGGACGUUUGGGUUAAAGACAAUUUUACAAACAAAUACAAAUACUCGGAAAAUAUAGCAAUUCCAAUGCUCAACAACACUGAAGAUGACAACAUCACAGCCAAGAACUCUCCCUGUGGCUCUGUGAAUGACAUUGAACUUGACCGGACCUAUAGACUGAUGAUACUCUAUCUUACUAUUGUGCUGUGCCUGAUAGGCAGUGUUCUCGUCAUUCUUUGGAUGUGUUGCAAUCGGCGUAUCUUCCCAAAGUUUAAGCAUUAUUCCCGAGUAAACGUGUUUAUCCUGCAUCUGACUGUAGCUGAUCUUCUCGUCAUCAUGUUUGCCAUGGUGCCCCAACUUGCCUGGGAGCACGUGGAACGCGACUGGCGGGCUGGGGACAUUAUGUGCCGCCUUGUUAAGUUUCUCCAAAGUUUCUCAAUGAUGGCGAGUAAUUACAUGGUCGUUGUGAUUGCCAUCGAUCGCCAUCAGGCUAUUCGGGCUCCACUUAAAGAGGCUUUCUCGCGACGUAGAAGCUACAUCUGGAAGAUGGCUGGGACUGGCUGGGGUCUGGCGGCAUUGUUCUCGCUUCCGGUGACGGGUGUGUUUCACACGGUAGCAAAAGAGGACGGCGAGACCCGUUGCGAAAACAUUUUUCGGAAUCUACCGCACUGGCAUCGCCAAAUCUGGAUGACCUGGGUAGCUUUCGUCGUGUUCUUCAUCCCGUUUGUCAUGUUGGUCAUCUGUUAUUUGAGAAUAUUUAUGAAAAUUUCAAAAAAGGCUUUGCAAAACAGCAGUGUCAAAUACCGGCAAGAAAAAGGAAAGAUAUACCUACAAAGUACACACUCAAGUUCUUUACCUAGAGCAAAAAUAAAGACACUUAAAAUGACAUUUGUCAUCCUAUUGACAUUCAUCAUUUGUUCCAUGCCAUAUUUUGUUGCUGAGAUGAUAAUGUCAUACGGCAACUAUUGUCUUAUUUCCAAACAACUGUAUGCCAUACUCGGAGGGAUGGCGGCGUGUAAUUCAGCCACGAACCCUUACGUAUUUUUAGCAUUCAACAUUAACACUAACUGGUUUACACUCAAAGAUUGUCGUGCAAAACAGAAGCAAUCGCCACUUUGCGGGUACCAUUCCUGUCCCAAUGGGUCAACUGGACCACACGCCAACAAUUCCGUGCGCAGGAACAACAGUCAGUGUGUUCCAUUGACUCGCCAAGAUACGUACGAGAGUCAAGUGGAAAUGAAGAUUCUCAGACAUUGA